GAAGAAAUGGCGCAGCAUCAUAGGGGAAAGAGGGGUUCAGCUGCUCCUGCUACUGGCUUAAAAGCUGGCAUUGUCCUGUCUUUCCCCUCUCUUUGCCUCGAUAUCUGUCUUAUCUCCAAUUGCCUAUAUUUUAUUCCUCUCAGAUACAUACACAUUCUUCUCUUGCCCCAACUCUUCCUUGAAAAUCUUCACAAUGGACUCCUACGGCCAGAACAACUUCGGUGGUAACGGUGGUGGUAACGACUUUGGCGGCAACAACUCUGGAUUCGGGGGUAACGACUCUGGAUUCGGGGGUAACAACUCUGGAUACGGAGGUAACAACUCCGGCUUUGGAGGCAACGACUCCAACUACGGCGGUAACAACAACUCCGGCUUCGGUGGUAACAACGACUCCAGCUACGGGGGCAACAAUGACUCCGGCUAUGGGGGCAACAACGACUCCUACGGCGGCGGUAACAACAACUCUGGAUUCGGUGGCAACGACUCUGGAUACGGUGGUAACAACAACAACUCCGGGUUCGGAGGAAACAACGAUUCCUACGGCGGAAACAACGACUCUAGCUACGGCAACAACAACAACAACAGCUUUGGCGGCUCCAAUGACUCUUACGGCUCGGGCAACCAGGGCGGAAACUCUUCUAGUGGCCUCGGUGGCUUGGUGAGCAAGGCCGAAGGCUUCCUGAGCGGCAACAGCAGCGGAAACAACUCCAACUCCAACAACAACCAGGGUGGUAACUCUGGAAGCAACUUCGUGGACUCCAUGGUUGACCAGAAGGUCGACCAGUACAUUCCUUCCGGCAUGGACAGCGCUGUCAACCAGGGCAUUAACAACGAGGUUGACCGGUACCUGUAGAGGAAUACUUUAUGUGAAUGGGUUACGGCUGUUUUGAGUAGCAUGUGUGAUUGUGAAUAAUACCGAAUCUCAUAAUUCAUUAUUACUGUGUUGGAUUUGUAAAUGUCGACGCGGUUUCUCGAGCUUCGAGUCUAGAUUGACUGCAGCCAACCAUUCCACCUUAUCAUAUUAAAAAGC
Molecule: messenger RNA, 1030 nt
Organism: Aspergillus ibericus CBS 121593
Lineage: Eukaryota; Fungi; Ascomycota; Eurotiomycetes; Eurotiales; Aspergillaceae
Exons: 2
Coding region: 194-853 (219 amino acids)
Source: RefSeq, a predicted model, not a curated record